This is a messenger RNA of Zootoca vivipara (common lizard), 1317 nucleotides long. The record is from RefSeq and is a predicted model, not a curated record. NCBI's taxonomy places the organism in Eukaryota, Metazoa, Chordata, Lepidosauria, Squamata, Lacertidae.
AUGGGGUCUCCUUACAGAGAGUCCCCACCCAUCAUUUUCACCAGCUCAUCACCCAGCGUCAACACCAGUAGCGAGUCAGAGGAGAGAAAUGAGGAACUCCACUCAUUGCUGCAGAGGAUCUCAUUCAACAACAGUGCUGGGGAUGAAAUCGCAUUAAAUGAACAUGGAGAAUUAGCAGCUGGCUUUGAUAUUACAAACCUGGUCACUUACCCAAAUAAUUCCUAUGUUAGGGUCAAAGUCGGAAGGCUGGAUCCUCAGGCCCCUCCUGGCAAAGAGCUCACCAUGAAUGGGGACGGAAUCCAAUGGCACAGAGUCUUCACUCAGGUGCCACCCCUUUCAUUGUGUAAUGCCAACUGCCUUCCUGGUUAUGAGAAGAAAAAGAAGGAGGGCAAGAAGUUUUGUUGUUAUGAUUGCAAUCCAUGUCCUCGUGGGAUGUUCUCAAAUGAGAAGGGAUUGGAAACCUGUGCCAGAUGUCCUCCAGAACAAUAUCCAAAUGAAAAGCAGAAUCAGUGCAUUCCCAAGAAACCUAACGUCUUAGGCUUUGGUGAAACUUUGGCCAUGGUUUCAACUUUCUCUGCGCUUUUAUUCUCUCUGAUCACAGCUGUGGUACUUGGCAUUUUCAUUAAGCACCGGAACACUGCCAUCGUCAAAGCCAAUAACAGAAGCCUCACUUACAUUCUCCUCAUCUCCCUCCUCUUGUGUUUCCUUUGCUCUUUGAUGUUCAUUGGAAUGCCUAAUAAGGCAACCUGCCCACUUCGACAAACGGCUUUUGGCAUUGUCUUCUCUGUGGCCCUCUCCAGCAUCUUGGCCAAGACUAUUUCAGUGGUUUUGGCAUUCAUGGCUACAAAGCCAGGAUCCAGGAUCAGGAGAUGCGUAGGCAAAAAACUGGCUUAUUCCAUUGUCCUUUCCUGCUCUGUGAUUCAAAUGGGAAUCUGUGUCUUCUGGCUGGCAACCUCUCCCCCAUUCCCAGAUGUGGACAUGCACUCAAUGAGUGAAGAAAUUAUAUUACUAUGUAAUGAAGGGUCAGUCCUCAUGUUCUAUUGUGUUUUGGGCUACAUGGGCUUCCUGGCCACUGUCAGCUUGACUGUGGCCUUCUUAGCCAGGAAGUUGCCUGACAGCUUCAAUGAAGCCAAGUUCAUCACCUUCAGCAUGCUGGUCUUCUGCAGUGUUUGGUUCUCUUUUAUUCCCACAUACUUGAGCACCAGAGGAAAAUACAUGGUGGCUGUGGAGAUCUUCUCCAUCUUGGCUUCCAGUGCUGGGCUCCUGGCUUGCAUAUUUUCCCCUAAAUGCUACAUUAUUGUGGUGAGGCCUGAGCUG